Molecule: messenger RNA, 423 nt
Organism: Trichosporon asahii var. asahii CBS 2479
Lineage: Eukaryota; Fungi; Basidiomycota; Tremellomycetes; Trichosporonales; Trichosporonaceae
Exons: 1
Coding region: 1-423 (140 amino acids)
Molecular function (GO): carbon-sulfur lyase activity
Source: RefSeq, a predicted model, not a curated record
AUGAACCCCCAAUCCUUCAUUCCAUCGGAGCUCAGCUCUCCUGGCAGUCACUCGGCUCCGGAUCUGCUCUCUACAGCAGCCGAGCCUUCCCAGCUGACCUCAGACUGUGUAGAUUGCCGCAAGUUCACCGGCGGCCUCGGAGCUUACCUGAUCCACGUCCCGUCAUCCGUUGUUCACGUGCAAGGGGACGUGAAGGAACACUCCGUGUCGGGAUUCGGGGGACGCACGGCACGGCGCUUCUGGUGCCCUUCGUGCGGAUGCGCGCUGUUCGACCGCAACCAGCAGGGCGACUUCUACGUCAUGGCUGGGCUGUUGCCGCCUGGCAGCGUGCCGAGGCCUGGUAACGAGAUUUGGUGCAAGGAUAUGGAGAAGUGGGAGCAUCUCUAUGUUCCCGACAACUCGCAUCAGACGCAGGCAGAGUAG